AUGAAUUCGACUAAACCCCAAGGAAAGAAUGACACCACAUUUAACACAAUUUCCAAAUUUGUAGAGGAACAAUGUCAAAAAAUAGAAGAAAGAAACAAUUCAAAAUUUGACAAGGAAGAAAUACCAUUAGAGAUCCAAGAAUUAAUUAAUCAAGAAGUGACUAAAGUAUUUAAUAAUAAAGUUAACAGAGUGACGAAAGAUAUUCUUGUUACUAGAAUAUAUGAAUUAGAAGUGGCUUGGAAGAUUCAAAAAUUGAAAGAUGUCACACGGUUUAUUGGCGACAUACCCAAAUAUUCUGUAGGGACAGAGCUAAACAAAAAAUUAGAAAAUCAGGAAUCACUGGUCAGUCGUGGUGGGGUCAGUCUAAUAAAUUUGAUGGUUGAUGUCUACAAUUUACCAGUUAUCGUUAUACGAAAUAAUGUAGAAACAACAACUGGUCUAGAAGAUAACGAACAACAACUUUUGGAAGAAUAUAAUAAUGUAAGGAAAUCACUCAUAAAGCAAUGUAAAUUGAUUGAGAUAAGUGAAGGAGAGUUAGAUGUUAUGAAGGAGGCUGCCGACAAAGUACGGUCCCUGGAAAACGUCGUAAAAGAAACUUAUGGAAGUAAUUGUGAUUUACAAGAAUAUUUGCCAAAGUUUUUUCAGAUGUUACAUGAAAGUCUUGAUGAAAUGAGAGACCUAUUAGAACAACUAAUUAAAUCUUCGAAUACAUCACCUGAAAGGAGACAAAUGAUAGAGAAGAUUCUUAGUGAGUUUAACAAUAAAUAG
This is a messenger RNA of Maudiozyma saulgeensis, 768 nucleotides long. The record is from the annotation of a GenBank genome assembly. NCBI's taxonomy places the organism in Eukaryota, Fungi, Ascomycota, Saccharomycetes, Saccharomycetales, Saccharomycetaceae.